UUGACCCAGCCGUUUGGAUGCGAAGAAGUGACAAAUAUAAACAUACAAACUUUCACCUUUCAAGAUUAGCGAGAUAAGGAAGUUCGUUUUUCCAUCGGUAUUAAAUCUACAAAGGCUUAGGACAACCAUUUACGCUUCAUUACACUUCAUUGCUCUUACACAUACAACAUUUUGUUGUAUGUGUAGUGACGAUAACGACACUACAAGUGCAUCAAGUGGAGCAGCCGAUAGAGUGUUCGUAGAUUUAAUUGCUAUCCACGACGUGGUCCUUCCACUUCACGUGAAUCACAAUGGACACUAUGGAGAGGGAUUAAUAUGCAAAGAACAUUUUAGAUUUGAGCAGUAUAUUAUUUUAUAAUUAAGAUAUAAAAUUAACCGUUUUAUCAGUCUAAUAGAUAACAGAAAAUUGAAAAAAAUAGUAAACCCACAUUGACAAAGCCUUGUUAUAGCAAGAAUAUAUCACAUAACAAAUUCAUAUUCACGGGAGCCAUGGACUUCAUGUUAAACGGAAAAUAAUUACAAGGGGAUUUUUUUACAAUUUGUAAAUAUCCUGUUAUCUGUAAGGGACUGAUAACAGCGAGCUCAUGAUAGUGCCGUGCCACAAAUCGUCCGCUGUGAAACAUUUUCCGUGAUGCUUCAUCGUGUAUUUGAGAAAAUAAUCUUGGUAAAAUGUGGUAUUGUGUACGGAUAUAAAUAGAAAACUGUCCGCCCAUCUUUAAUAUGGGUUGUUGUGGAGACUGUUGCAUACCACCAAAAGAAUCUCGGGAACCGAUCCGCUAUGACCCGGAUUUCAAUGGACCCAUCCACAACCGAUCAUGCACGGAUGUCUUGUGGCUUAUUUUGUUUAUCUUAUAUUUAGGAGUUUGGGGUUUCAUUGGAUAUUAUGCUAUGACCCAUGGAAACAUGCAGAAACUGCUUGCGCCGAUUGACUCCAAUGGGAACCGAUGCGGACUAAACUCAUGGUUGCAAGACAAGAAGUACCUGGUGUUCUUUGAUAUCACGCGUUGUCUCCAACCAGACACGCCCAUCACAGGCUGUCCCACACCACAGGUCUGCGUGAAUCAAUGUCCGGACAGAACCAUAAAUUUUGAGAAAGAAUUAACAGCAGCAAACUUUAAUGAAUUGAAGAGCCGCAUGGUCUGUAAAUAUGAUGUGGACAUAAGUACUUAUGAAAAAGCAAUGCAAAGCAUAAGUGAAGAAAAAUGCGCCAAGAGCGUUCUGAAAAGUGAAGCAGUGCUAUUUCGCUGCAUCGGCGAUCUAUCUACCAUGCCACGUUGUGCCGAGGCGGCCACGGCCAGCUCUCGAUGGACAGGCAGUGGGUCAGGCGGGGCGUGCCUUCGGAACCCGGAGAAGGCGCAGGAGUCCCUGCUGACCAGGGCCACAGCCCUCGACACCUACGUGGGCUGGAUCACAGCCAGCUGGGUCACCUACUUUAAGGGGACCGAGCGUGAUACCCACAUUUUAUCCGCUCAAAUCGCUCAAGACAUGGUGCAAGCACGCUGGUACAUCGUGGGAGCGGUGCUGAUUGUAAUACUCAUCUGUUUCGUGUACAUCCUCGUGCUGCGAUGGGUGGUCGGGCCAGUUGUAUGGACCUCUAUCGUCGCUUUCCUCAUACUACUUGGAUUCUCUUGCUAUUUAUGCUACAAAGAGUACAAGUAUUAUCUGGCGAACCCUGUACAGCAGAUCGCUACGUCCAACAUCAAAGGCUAUGCAGAGUCUAUAGUAAAGACGCACACGUUUUGGUUGGUCGUCCUCAUUAUUGCAGCGAUUGUAUUGCUCAUACUGACGCUUAUUGUCAUCUUUCUGAGAAACCGCAUUGUUAUUGCCAUAGCUUUGAUACGUGAGGGCAGCAAAGCUGUGUCGGCAAUCAAGUCAACCGUAUUUUUCCCAAUACUGCCAUGGGUCAUGCAGUGCCUUACGAUAGCAUACGGAGUCUUCGUUCUCAUGUACAUCAUAUCCAUGGGAGAGAGUCUCUUCAGUGUCGUCAAUAAGAAAAUCGACCCCGACUGCGUGUGCAAUGGAAAUUAUACGGAUUACGCCAGCUGUGACCCAAUACAAUUCCAGUUGGACUGCCAUGAUUCCGGUACCAUCUUGCCUUGCAAGAAAGCUAUUUGCUACUUCACUGGACUCGAUUCACCUCAUAGUGUCGUCUAUUUACAUCUGGGCAAUCUUCUCGGGUUCUUUUGGACAAUGUUCUUCAUAAGCGGGUGUUCAGACAUGAUGUUGGCAAGCACCUUCGCUACCUGGUACUGGACUUUCAGGAAAAGGAAUCUCCCCUUCUUCACCCUCACUGCCGGAGUUGCGAGAACAGUGCGCUACCACAUGGGUACUGUUGCCCUGGGAUCCCUCAUCAUCGCUAUCGUUCGGAUAAUACGAGUGAUACUAGAGUACAUAGACCAGAAGUUGAAGAAGUUUGACAAUGCCUUCACUAGAGCCGUGUUGUGCUGUUGCAAAUGUUUCUUCUGGUGCUUGGAAAACUUCCUCAAGUUCAUCAACAAGAACGCAUACAUCAUGUGCGCCGUUCACGGAACUAACUUCUGUGCCAGUGCGCGGGACGCUUUCUCCUUGCUUAUGAGAAAUAUCGUCAGAGUUGUUGUACUGGACAAGGUUGCGGACUUCAUCUUCUUCUUGUCUAAACUACUGCUAUCCAUCGGAGUAGGCUUUGCAGUAUACUACUUCUUAGAUGGAGAAGUAGUCUCGAAGAUUACUGGGGGCAAGCAUUCACUGUACCUCCACAACAACUACAUUCCAGCCGUCUUUCUCGGGAUCAUCACGUAUAUCAUCGGCUCUAUAUUCUUCCAAGUUUACUCUAUGGCUGUGGACACGCUGUUCCUUUGUUUCCUUGAAGAUUGUGAACGUAACGAUGGAUCUCCAGAGAAACCAUACUUCAUGUCUAAAAAUCUUAUGAAAAUUUUAGGAAAGAGAAAUAAGAAGUAUGAGGAUUAAGUGCCAAAUAUUUGUUCACAAUGGUUGUGACACUAAGCAUGUAGUUGAUUGAAUGAUUGUGAUGUGUGAUUAUAAAUACGGAACCCUAUAAAAUCCCAAGACGAAAGUAUAUCAAAGUAGUCGAAUCAGUAUGUAACAUAUGUAUUCAAUAGAACUGCAUUUUAAUGAUAAUACGAUGGAAACUGGAAAUUAAAAGAUGUUCUUGAUUUCAAGCAUCACAUUGGUCAUUCAUGUGUAAAAAAUAUCAUUUUCUACAUACAACUAUUUAUAUUGAAAAUUUAUAUGAAUAUUCAGUAUUUUUUAUUAUUAUGUUAUUUAGAAAUAUUGAAACGAAUUGCCAAAUAUUAGACCUAUAUGAUUUGUAAGCAGGUUUAUAAAAAAUCUUAUGAUUUGUUAAUAAUUAAGAUUUUUAUAAUAAUGUUUUUGGCAUUUUAACAAUUAUUAAAAAUCAAAUCAAGGUAAAUAAAUAUAUCAAACAAUAAUUUUGAUACGAAACUCACGAUUUUGAUUGUGAUAAGUCUACUAGAUUUAGUUAUUAUUAAAUAACUACUUUCUUAUUA
Plodia interpunctella (Indianmeal moth) is the source of this 3506-nucleotide messenger RNA. RefSeq names its product Choline transporter-like 2 (gene Ctl2). Gene Ontology annotation, biological process: transmembrane transport. The transcript has 13 exons. NCBI's taxonomy places the organism in Eukaryota, Metazoa, Arthropoda, Insecta, Lepidoptera, Pyralidae. The coding region runs from base 721 to 2946 and encodes 741 amino acids. The record is from RefSeq and is a predicted model, not a curated record. Gene Ontology annotation, molecular function: transmembrane transporter activity.